AUGUCUGCUCACGAUCAACUUGUCCUGUGUUUGUGUGAAAUAACGAGGUUGCUGUGGAAAUUGCUGCUCCCGCUGGUGUUCCUGUGUGUGCUUCUCAUCGCCGUCCUGGUCCUGCUGGUGUCGGCAGUUCGCUUCUGGCUGCAGAGCAGCAGGAACGCCCGGCGGGCGAGGGAACGCCGUGCCACCGUGGCGUUUUUCCACCCGUACUGCAACGCUGGCGGCGGGGGGGAGAGGGUCCUCUGGUGCGCCAUCAGGGCGUUACAAAACAGGUAUGCGGAUGUGAACUUCGUGGUGUACACCGGGGACCUGGGGGUGACGGGGCAGCAGAUUCUGGACGGAGCCAGACGCCGCUUCAACAUCACGCUCCCCCGGCCGGUCCAGUUCGUCUUCCUGCAGCAUCGAGUGCUCGUGGAGGCCAGCCUGUUCCCUCACUUCACCCUGCUGGGUCAGAGCGUGGGAUCCAUUUUUCUGGGAUGGGAGGCGCUGACAGAGUUUGUCCCGGACAUUUACAUAGACUCCAUGGGUUACGCCUUCACUCUCCCCCUGUUUCGCUACCUCGGGGGCUGCAGCGUAGGCAGCUACGUUCACUACCCUACCAUCAGCACUGACAUGCUGUCUGUGGUGAGGGAGAGGAACCCCAGGUUCAACAACCAGGACUUGGUCGCCAACAGCCUGUUCCUGAGCGCCUUCAAGCUGAUCUACUACUGCCUGUUCGCCCUGCUCUACGGCCUGGCCGGCUCCUGCAGCAACGUCAUCAUGGUCAACUCCUGCUGGACCCUCGACCACAUUCUGUCCCUGUGGCGCUCUCCCAACCGCACCAGCGUGGUCUACCCGCCCUGCGACGUGGACGCCUUCCUGGACAUCCCGCUGGAAGAGGAGGGAGACAGGAAGUGCCACUCCAUCGUCUCCGUCGGGCAGUUCAGGCCGGAGAAGGACCACCGACUGCAGAUCAGAGCCUUUAAGAAGGCGCUGGACAGGAGGAAGGAGGGGCUGAAGCUCAUUCUCAUUGGAGGGUGCCGGAACCAGGAGGACGAGGACCGGGUGCUCAUGCUGAGGGGCCUUUGUCAGGAGCUGGGCGUGGCCGACCGGGUGGAGUUUAAACUGAACGUUUCUUUUGAGGAGCUGAAGAGAGAGCUGAGCGAAGCCACCAUUGGACUGCACACCAUGUGGAACGAACACUUCGGAAUAGGCGUUGUUGAGUGCAUGGCAGCAGGGAAGGUGAUCCUCGCUCACAAGUCUGGAGGACCAAAGCUGGACAUCGUCGUCCCUUUCGACGGGGGUCAGACCGGCUUCCUGGCAGACGACGAAGACGGUUACGCAGAAGCCAUGAAUCAGAUCCUGGAUCUGCCGCCCGCCACCCGCCUGCAGAUCAGACGCAACGCCCGCCGGUCGGCGUCGCGCUUCUCCGACCAGGAGUUCGAAGCCUGCUUCCUGGCUGCCACGGAGCCUCUGAUGGCAACGCUGGAGCGAUGA
Molecule: messenger RNA, 1473 nt
Organism: Nematolebias whitei (Rio pearlfish)
Lineage: Eukaryota; Metazoa; Chordata; Actinopteri; Cyprinodontiformes; Rivulidae
Gene: alg11
Product: ALG11 alpha-1,2-mannosyltransferase
Exons: 5
Coding region: 1-1473 (490 amino acids)
Biological process (GO): protein N-linked glycosylation
Cellular component (GO): endoplasmic reticulum membrane
Molecular function (GO): GDP-Man:Man(3)GlcNAc(2)-PP-Dol alpha-1,2-mannosyltransferase activity
Source: RefSeq, a predicted model, not a curated record